Messenger RNA from Ixodes scapularis (black-legged tick), 2348 nucleotides. RefSeq names its product poly [ADP-ribose] polymerase 2. NCBI's taxonomy places the organism in Eukaryota, Metazoa, Arthropoda, Arachnida, Ixodida, Ixodidae. Gene Ontology annotation, molecular function: NAD+ poly-ADP-ribosyltransferase activity. The record is from RefSeq and is a predicted model, not a curated record. The coding region runs from base 197 to 1879 and encodes 560 amino acids. The transcript has 12 exons.
GUGUGUUUGUUUUAUCCUAAUGACAUUUUGAAGCAGUCUUAGAUCGCAACAUAUCUCCUAGACCUGGCCUCUUAGCAACUUCAUCUGAACGCAGCGAUUGUCAAGGGACAGGUAUCAACGCCAGAAGCCCCGCCGACCUCACUUUGUGACAGCUCCUUCGACACAUAUCUUAAUACCUAUCUUUUCCACAUCGCAUAUGGCUAAGACAGGAGAAAUGACGAAGGAACGGAAUACAAGAAACACCAAAAUUCAAUGUUCGAAAAAGCCAAAACUGGAUACCAUUGUCAUAAGUUCUGACGACUCGGAUGAUCCCGAAGCAUGCGUCAUAUGUCCAGGUGGAACUCCGGCGACCUGUUUGGCAUCUACUAGCUACACUCCAAUUAAAAUCGAUGGGCCACGCCUUGUCAUCCCAGCUGUGGAUCCCCUGUGCACGCAACUUCAGGGCGAGGCAGUCGUCUACAAUGAGGGCUGUGAUGUGUACGACGCUACGUUGAGCCAGACAAGCGUGCAGGCCAACCAGAACAAAUUCUUCUCGCUACAGCUGCUCAAGGAUAAGCUCUAUGACAUCUACUAUGUCUGGUUCCACUGGGGCCGAUUGGGGGAGAAAGGCAGCUGCUCCCUCACGCCAUGCGAGGACGACAUUGUCAAGGCCAAGCUCCUCUUUGAACAGAAGUUCCUGCAAAAGACUCGCAAUGAAUGGGAAAACCGUAGAAAGUUUGUCAAAGUACCUGGAAAGUAUAACAUGCUCAAGAUGGACUAUGAAAGCAGCGUUGAAAAUGAGAGUGACAAAUUUGAGAAUAUCGUGAAGGAGAUUCACAAGAGUUCGAACGAAAGCCGGCUUCAACCAAGCCUAACAGAAGUCAUGCGCUUCAUUUCUGAUGUCAAGGCAAUGGAGAAGAAUGUUGUGGAGAUGCAGUUUGACAUCAGGAAAAUGCCCCUUGGAAAACUGAAGAAAGAACAGAUUCAGGCGGGAUACAAGGCUCUCCGCAAGAUUGAAAACUGUCUGGACAGUGCAUGCUUUGGUAGCAGCCUGACCGAUGCCUGCAAUGAAUUCUACUCCUGCAUUCCUCAUGCAUUUGGGAGGCGGCGGCCAGAUGUGAUUAACACACGUGAGAAGAUACAAGAAAAAAUGCAGCUCCUUGAGGCAUUAGAAGACAUUGAAGUAGCUGUGCGUCUGCAUCAAAACGAGCUUUCGGUCAAGAAUAUUCACCCUCUGGAUCGGUUCUAUGCAUCACUACAUUGUGAGCUGACAGAAUUGGACAAAAAUGACAGCGAUUAUCAGCUGGUGUCCUGGUACCUGAGCAGCAGCCACGGGGAGACGCACAUGCAGUAUCGGCUGGAGCUACAGCACCUAUUCCGUGUGAACAAGAGCGAGCAUGCUGCCCGCUUCGUGAGUCUGGAGCCACGCAUGCUCCUUUGGCAUGGCUCACGGGCCUCCAACUGGGCGGGCAUCCUGAGCGAGGGCCUGCGCAUUGCGCCCUCACACGUGCCUUCAAGCGGCUACAUGUUCGACAAGGGGGUCUACUUUGCCGAUUGCGUGAGCAAAAGCGCAAACUACUGCUGGCCGAAUCCGAAGGUCCAAGAAGGAAUCCUGGCACUCUGCGAGGUUUCCUUAGGGAACAUGAAGAAACUGGUGAAUGCCGAUACCAACGUGAUAAAACGGAUUCAUGGCUACAACAGUGUGAUGGGUCAGGGCCGCAACAUCCCAGACGAAAAGGACAAUGUGAUCUUGCCAGAUGGUGUGGUGGUUCCAUGUGGGAAGCUGGUGAAGAGUGCACUAGUUCACAGCGCAAACCUCCAUUAUAAUGAGUACAUUGUUUACAACACAAACCAGAUAAAAAUAAGGUAUCUAGUAAAGGUUAGGUUUGGAAAGCGGUAGGAUUGCACUUUGAAUGAAGUACUUCUCCAGCAUUCCAAGUCAUAUUUUCAUCAUGAGUGCAGAUGAUGUCUGUAACACCAUUCAUUGUGACUUAAUUUUAAGAAAAAGUUUAGCCCAUCAUUUAUGUUCUAAGGUCAAGUCUAAAACCAAAGUGCCCUCGUGUAGUGCUGUGCAUAUCUUUUAGUUAUCAUAGGUUUUAAUAAAGCAUUGGGAGCAAUGGAAGAACUUUUUUUUAUGCCAUACGCUUUGACCAUGACUUUUUAGCAAUUCUGGAGUUUGAUGAAGUGUCCAGAGCACUGUAAGGACCCUUCUUAUGCAUGUUCCUUACACCUGUGAAAACUGCCAUGUACAGGCCCUUUGUUAAAUAUUAUGUUGCAGAAAUAGGUUUCAAUGCUGAAGUGGUUCAUAUGAAUACUCCAGUGAUUUCUUUUAAAGUCUGGCACCCGAAUAAAGGUUAGACACAAUUCAA